AUGCAGUCUUCCUUGAAAAAGGUUUCGCUAUCAGAGCUGGAAAAGUCCUUCACCCUUGGUAUGGAGCUCUUCCUGGCCCGCUUUCCCGCCGCAGCCGGGCGGACCAAGCACGAUCCAAUCACGGCCAGAUGGUAUCUCGAAUACAACGAUCAAGGCGCUGACCUUGAAGUUGUGCAAUCAGACCAACCGCUUGGCGACGGAUGGAAAGGAUUCGACGGGAAGUUCGAUCCCGCCUUCGCACCACGACCCGUCAUGAUCACAGAUGACGACUCCACCCUCUUUGCCGUCAAGGUGACUCGCUUUUCAUGCGGUUCUCUUACCCUCAGUACCAGCACACAUCACUGGCUUGUGGACUUUGUCGGGUACAUCGAUCUGAUGGAACAGUUCGGUCACUGCGUGUCCUUAUUCUUCAGCGAAGAGGCAAAUGCAGGCAGAAGUCAGGGCAACGUUCGAUUCGACUGGUCUCGCGAUCUUCUCAAGUACGCCAAGCAGGUCAACUCUGACCCUAUCCCAACCGAAGUUUGGUUCAACGAGCGUGGUCAACCACCCCAAAUGACAAGGCCCCCCUCCGGUUGUCGCUAUGCUUCACUCCUCUUCACUCCUUCUUCUCUGAUCAACCUGAAGGGUUCGCUUGCAGAGUGGGCUUUGACCGACGCCGUGCAGGGUGAGUCCGGUGGCGUACUACCUUCCAAAGAGAAUUGGAUUGGCACCAACGACGCACUUCAUGCCCUUCUCUGGGCCGCCAUCACUGAUGCGCGUAGCCUCGAGUCUAACGCUGUGACUGGCUUGCACUUACCCCUGGAUGGGCGCAGACUCCUGAGCAGUCUUGCAAAGCCGGAUGAAGCCAACGGAAAGUACAUCGGCAACGUCCAUCCAGGCCAUGUCUUCCCUCUGCCCGCCUCCCGAGUCUCUUGCAGGGACAGAUCCUCUCUCUUCCACCUGGCCUGGCUUAUCCGGACUCAAUACCUCAGCUUGACACCCGGUCAGAUGUCGUCCAUCAUCCGCUACCACAACUACGCCGAGUCUUCGUCUUUCGGCCCCGGCCGUCUUCCUCGCAACACAAGCAUGUUCGGCAACGACGUAACCAUAUCAAACAUCUCUCGCCUUCCUGUUCGAGAGCGGGUCCACUUUGGAGACAUGAUCGGCCACCCCUACACCCACACUGUAAUUGGGAUGGUUCCAGUCACGCUCAAUGGAUUGACGCUGGACUCGGCCGAUGGAACGUGCUUCAUCCUUAAAGCACCUGGAGAAUGGACUUCGCACAAGGAGGCCAAGCAACACCAACCUAUUGCCGGUCAGGAAGAGAAGGAACCGGGUGUGGUAGCGUACGUGGGCAUGAGAUGUGAAGAGAUGCAGGCUCUCCUCAAGAAUCCGUUGAUUCAACAAUUUGCGGUCGUUUUGUAG
Messenger RNA from Sporisorium graminicola, 1404 nucleotides. RefSeq lists its product as uncharacterized. The record is from RefSeq and is a predicted model, not a curated record. The transcript has a single exon. NCBI's taxonomy places the organism in Eukaryota, Fungi, Basidiomycota, Ustilaginomycetes, Ustilaginales, Ustilaginaceae. Bases 1 to 1404 code for a protein of 467 amino acids. Gene Ontology annotation, molecular function: acyltransferase activity, transferring groups other than amino-acyl groups.